Humulus lupulus (European hop) is the source of this 449-nucleotide messenger RNA. RefSeq lists its product as uncharacterized. NCBI's taxonomy places the organism in Eukaryota, Viridiplantae, Streptophyta, Magnoliopsida, Rosales, Cannabaceae. Bases 96 to 449 code for a protein of 117 amino acids. The record is from RefSeq and is a predicted model, not a curated record. The transcript is spliced from 3 exons.
CUGAAUUUUCAUUCAGUUCUUUUUUAAAUAUCAAGCUAGUAAACCUGUAUUUCAAUUUUUCAGUCUCCACACCACGACAUCAUAUUCGACGUGGAAUGGUAUUAACUUCUCCUACCGGUCAAAUUGAGACAUGGCAUCUAAAGCAUUAUGAUGCUGAGAAAGGAUGGACUGGAAUAGAGCUCGGGCCAUUAUAUGAUAAAAUGAUGGAGUUAAGGGGUCAACAUCCUCCAGAAGAACUGUCUGAUAAAGAGAUUAUGGAGGGUGUACUUGGACGUGAUUCGGUAUACUUGCGAGGGUGGGGGCGGUCUCCUAGUGUCACAACUUCUACUUCACAUCGUGAAAAUAUUAUGGGUAAUCAACCAACUUAUGAAGAGUUACUUGAACGACUUAAUGAUACAACUUCCCGCCUUAAUGCUACUAACGAACAACUUAGUAACAUUUACAAAUAA